GUCGGCUCAGAUUGAAUUUGACAGCAAGACACCAGCUCAAUUAUAUUCAAGGAUUUUUCUUACAAGCACACCCCCAAACCGAUUCGAGAUGACGAGCUGACGAUGGUGUCGACGCUGAAGUGAGUGCGAGAGAUGGCCGAGGCCGACUGCAGACUCAAGUCUCUUUGGGAUCAAUUCAUUCAAGCCGAGUCUCAAUCGCAGGAGAAAUCCUGCUGGCUCGAUGUUUUCCUAGCGGAGCUACUUGCACAGGUGCGAGAAGGUCGCGAGCCCAAGGAUGCUCUCUCCUUCUGCACGGUGGGCGAAGGUAGCGUAGCGACACUGGUGAGCCACGAGUUUCUCGCUGAUGUGAAUCGUCUGUGCGAGGCAGGCAACGAAUUGAGCAGUCUGCGCGCUUAUCUGAGUCGCGAACGCGGGUGGCGAUGUCUUGCCGUUCUACGUCUCUUGGGUCUCCGUGAAUUGACAUGCUCCAAAGAAUUGCUGGACCUGCUGCUCGCGCUUUAUCCACUUUUGGCUCCAAGCGAUUGUGACUUCAAAGAAAAUGCUUAUUUGGAUUUAACACUGCAACAGGACAUUGUUGACGAUGGAUUUGAUGUGUCGGCGUUGGAGACGGGGAUGCCAUCAAGGCGACACAAGAAGCGAAAAGCUGGUGCAAAGAAGCUCAAGGAUGACGUGUUCGAACGAAGGCGUCGUAGACGUCGUUCGCGUUCCUUACUCAUCGAGGAGCAACAGCAGCAGCAGCAGCAGCAUCAACAACAACCGACCUUGCCGACGAGCAGCGCGAGCAGCAGCAGCGAAUCCGAGGCAGCUACCGUAAACGCUGCACCGAGCGAUCGUUCGUCAACCUUGAAAAUCCGUCUGAAUCCAAUGGAUUUCGAGUACUUCACGUCCGUCGUGAGAAGCGAAGACGACUUGACAAAACGAUAUAAAGUCAGCGACGAGUGCGAGAGUCGUGAAACUUCGAUGACCACAAAAUGGGAAGAAGCAUUGGAUGAGCGAACGAGCGCAGUCAUUAACUCGACAGCAAGUCGAUUCGAGCUGAGUUUGAUGAUAGUUCAGCUUAUCUCUGCGCUGCAAGAAUAUCCAGCUAUGCGACUUCUCAAGUUCGCCCUCGACACUUUGUGGAGUCUUGAGUUUACUGGUAGCGAAUUCAGUCACCAGUUUUCCCCACUCCAGUGUGCCAAACUGAAAGCCACGGUAUCGAGACUCAUGCUGACGGGAUUGGAACGAGCACUGGAGACGGACGAAGCUGCGAGUCCGAUUAUUCACAAUGGACUGUUGCCGAUGACCUUGAGAAUAUUGGAGGCUGCGUGUACGAAGUCUAACGCACCAGCGCCGAGUCUCGAGGAAGGCUCGUUACUUCGAGAGUUCGUGUUCGCUGGCAUGAAAGCGGCGUUGGGUUUUUUACACUACCUCCUCGAGCAACAACAGCGCACGAAUGAUGACAAUCUCAAGGAUUUUCUCGAGUUGUUCCAAUUGUUCGCUGAGAGUCAGGAUGGCCGAUUAAUUGAGCGCGCUAUUCAGACCAUCCUCGAGUUACCGAGUACCGAGGCAACGGCAACUGUGAUUCGAGCCGCAGGAGUGAUCAACAUGCUGGGUUCGUUGAUUGUGACUUUGAAGCGCACACGGCAACAGAUGAGACACGGGAGUCACUGCCGUCGAGCCAAACACAAAAACUGCCCGCCGGAGACGAACCAACAACAUCAUCACUUGGACGUACUUGGCUUGGCAUAUUUCUCAGAACCAGCUCAUCUUAUGGUCACCAGAGCUUCGUUAUUAAAAUCCAUGUGUGCAGUGUCGGUAUUAUUCGCCAGCUUGAAUGGACUGCUCAAGCGAAGCCAAACUUUUGCACCGGAAUUGCAGUUGAGAAUCGUGAAGGUAAUGGGCAUUGCCGGUACCUGUUGCUGUUUUCCCGCUAAAUUCCUCCUUGGCAACGUCGUUGCUUUCCUCAGACGUGCCAGCACGCAGUGUUACGCGGCAUCUUGUGCGCUUCUAGAGAGGACUAUUUUCAAGGAACUCGGUGGUUAUCCAUCGGACGCUCAAGACAUUUGUAACUCUUGCAGCUCGUUCAACGUCAGCUCCUGGGACUUUGUUGAGCUUUACGUUCAAGUGUUGUGCCACGAAAAUGCGAAACUUUGUCGUGCGGUUAUGCGACAUCUACUGAAAGUUACCGGCAAUGCUAUUCUAUCGGUGAAGCAUGAACUUCUGUUUCGAGUGUUUUAUCCAACGUUUUUGAAAGCCAAACAAGCUGAUUCGGCCAGUUUCAAAUUUUUGAUACAAUCGUGCCUCUCGGCAACAACAGCACUGAUUGUCAAUCCAUUGAUGUUCUCCAGGUUUUCCGAACUCAAUGCUCUCGAUCAAGUUCUGAGUUUGUUGACAAGUCAGAUGUACGUUAAACAUGUUUACGCAUUGCUGGAGAUAUCCGUUGUGAUGGAGAUCAAGGAAGAGAGAACAGAACCUGGACCUGCGUCAAUAGCGAUGUUUAAAUACUUAGAGAAGGAGACGAAUUCCUUGUUGGUUAUUUUGCAGAACGAAGACGUUGAUAGUUCGAGGCAGAAAGUUAUUUUUCAUCAAGCUAGCGGUGUUUGGAGAGCUGCAGCUGGAGUUAUACUGAGUAGUCCAAAGUUUCGAUCUUAUCUCGUUCGACAUUCGAUCUUUGAAAACUGCAUAACUCUCGCACAGAUGUUAGCCGUGGCUAUCGCUACGGAUAAACUUAGCGCUGGAAAUAAGUUUGCUUUGAGGGUGAUGGAAGCUGUUGUUACCUGUUGUCUUGUUGCAUCUACGCCUGGUGAGCGUGACAUAGUAAUAGUUUUACGAGAAACGCUAAUGACACAAAAAAUUGAAUUAAAACGUGGGAUAAGCGCAUUGAUAGAAAUGCUUUUACAAAUAUCCAUGUUAAGACCUAGUCAAGAGCAAGCGAUGCCACAGCACAAUCGAACGAGAUUAUCAACAAUGGAUAUUUCGACUGACUGGGGUGAACCCGAUGAUAGCAGUGCUGGUGAAUACAUCACCGCCGACGAUGGCUAUGAGGCAGACGUGGAGAUUCCAGUGAAAAAUUUACAAGACGUUUCGUCGAAAAAAUUUAGUCCUUUCAAUGGGAUGUCGGAUUCGAAAGGAACCGUUAAUGCUCAUCCUGCUUUAUGCUCUCUAACGAUCGAUCUUUUGAUCUACUUUUCGAAAUACGGAUUAGACUGUGACAGAAAUGCAAUUGUUGUCAGUGGUUUGAGAAGAGUUGCUGUGAUUUGUAAAGAAAGUACAACAAGCUGCGCUGCUUUAGCAUCAAAUGGAGCUAUUGCGAGGAUAUUCGAAGGAUUCAAGGAAAUUCUUCACAGUCAAGAUCCUCAGUGUCAAGAUUUACAACAGGCAGCUCUCGAAGUAUUCACUCUUCUUGCUAUGCAAUCAAUUUCACCAGCGGAAUUAAUAACCUAUCUAGCUUUCUUCAAAGUUCCUUCAUCGCCGCUCAUUCAUUUGCUCGAAGCACUUCACAAAUUAAUCAUCACAGCAAAGCCGCAACCAAACUUCAUUCUUUCGUUCCCCGUGAGUUACGAAGAACUGAUUACUCGACUCAGUACCGACGACCACAGAAGUGCAGAAAAAGCAGAGAACCUCGUGCUUAACUUUAGGAAAAAGCACAUUGCCAUGGAAGUGUGUAGUCCGUGGUCGGUACACGCGGUUUGCCUACCGCUGACUGCUGAAAUUUUAUGGCCAGUUUGGUUGCAAGGAUGCUCAGCUUCACUUUGGCUUAGAGUUGAACGAGGUAGUUCAAGCUUGAGUAGCAAAGGUCUGAAGAUUUCGAACGACAGCACUCCUUUAAGCAACUCGGAAAGCGAUAGUUUAUCGGACUGGGGUUUGCUAUCGGAUAAUUGGAGUCGAGAAGUUACUCUUGGAUCUUCAUCUCCUCCUGUACCUGUAUCUAUACUCCACAUGAUGUCCAUUGGAUUUGAAUCAUUAGUCUUGGAAAUGUGGCUUGAUUUGAGAUCUGAUAAAAUUAUCAUACGACUCACUCGUCCCGAUGACAAAACUAACCGUACGAUAUCUGAAACGUGGAUAAAUGGUUUAUUACCGUCGGGCAAAUGGCAUCAUUUAGCUUUAAACAUAAAAGAUACUGUUCUGAAUAAACACAGUGCUGUAGUGGAAAUGGUAAUGUGGAUCAACGGUUGGAAAGAAAUCCGCGCUCAGUUACCAUUCGACGGGCUUCUAGUCAGGAAACAAGGAACUAGUUGUAUUCUACUUGGACAAACAGGACCACCUACAAUUGGAGCUUGGUAUCUUAGUAAUUUAAUGAUUUUUAGAUGUCCAGUAUUUAACAGUGAAAAAGCUUCGUAUCUUGCAAGUUUGGGACCAAAUCACACAAAUCUUGCCGAUUGCAUCUUAAGUAAUAUUAAGCCUGACUUCUCACCUGUCAUUGCUUCGGGAGCGUUAAAUGGAAUGGAUGAACUUAAAUUUGUAGACAGCGGAAAGUUCGAUUCGAAUAGAAGAAGGUCAGGAAAGAAAACGCAAUUACGACACGAUGUCGAAAUUACAGUAGGGGAUUCAAAAAUUGACUGGGAUUCACUAAUGGAUGCAUCAAACGCACACUUGUCCGAUUUGCAAGACAACUUAUUGCUAAUUUACGAAGCUCAAAAUCCAAGUUUGGUUCAUGUAUAUCCCCAAGCUAUCACCAAUGGUACCAACGCUGUCGUUAAAAAUCUAUUUCCCGGGCAACCAGGGUUCCGAGUAAUAUCUGACCCGGAGCAUAGGGUAUCUCAACAGCCUCCACUUUCAAUUCCACCAAUCGUCAUGGCACAGUUACAAAGUCAAAGUUACAGAGGAUUGGUUACUUCGGCGAGUUUGAUUGGUGGAAUGCCGGUGUUCCUGUAUCUGUUUGCUAGGGUAGUCGAAUUGAAUUCCAGCGAAGAAGAACAAGCUUUAGCACUGUCCGUAGUUCUCCAUCUAGCUCGAAGUGAUUCCGAAAUGCUAAACCAAUAUCGCUCGGAAGGUGGAGCAUCUCUACUCUUAAAAGUUUUGGAGUCGCCUCGAUGUUAUGCUGGAAAGUUUAUGUUGAAAGCAAUUCUCGAUGCUGCCUGUGACUGUCCUAUCAUAAUCAGAGAUCCUGGCACAAAGAAUCAUUCGAUCUCGCAGAAUACCGAAGCGAUUAUCACGGAUGCGGAUUUGAUAAAGUGUAUAUUCGAGGCUUGGAGAACUUGGACCAUGUAUGACGCUUUGAAUUUACUUCUUCAAGCGAUAUUACUUCUGCUAAAGGACCAACAUCCUCACAGAGAAUUCAAUUCCUCACAGCUCAAUCGAAUUAAUUUUGUUGAUAGCAUUCUAAUGAUGUGCAAAGAACAUUUCAUGUACGAAGAAGUUAACGUUUCGCUAGAUGCCACAACAGGGAGUGCUGUAGUUGAAUUGAUACGCUCGCUUAUGGGAGCUCCACCAGAAUUUGCUCACUUGGUUAUAAUAACGGACUAUCUGGUUCUUGUUCAUCAAGCUUCAGAGACUUACGUAACUCACUCGAGACAUAACAUGUAUUUUUUACUAAUGCCUCUUGAAGAAACGAGAACAUUAGUAUCGAAGGCAAAUAGCUUAACAGGUAGUGUAUCAAACGAAUCGGUAAAUACUCUAGAAAACGCCAAACUGAAUAAAGCCUUGGCUAACGUACAAAUCCAAGCGGGGAAAGCAUUCAGAGAAGCGGUCAAUCUAGAAGUAGAACAUAAUGAUACAUCAUCUCAAGGACAGGAUACAAGCGCAGGUGAAGAUUCGGGAAUCGUUGCUAGCGAGGGUUCCAAUCAACAGACAAAUGAGCGUCGAUUACUUUGGUCGGAUAAAAAACGAGCCUGUCAAGGUUUAGUCUGCGAAGGACUAUUAUUACUUUUGAGAGACGCACUAAGAGUUUUGCCAGACUCGCAAGUCGGCGCAGUAUUAAAACACGUGUUACGCGUGGAAAUCCUGUUGGUCCUGUCGAAUAAUUCCGACGCAAGAGUACGAACUGCUCUUAUCAAACUUAUUCAAGUUUACUUGCAACGUGCCAGCGAUGAACAAGUCAACAAGUUUAUUAAGCAGAAAUAUUUUAUUCAUUUGGCUAAUCAAAUUUCGCUUUACUCUGGGAGUGAACCUUUGGUCGUAACUUUGGAGAAUUUAGCGUUGAAAGGACCAACGCUCGCGGCAAUUACGCCCGUAUUGGCUAUGGUACCGAAGGCCGCUGCUACCGAUCUCAAUGUUGCCAGACCUCUCGUCACUUUCCUCACAGAUCUUAUUACCAAGAGUCCGAAUUCUUUAAAAACCUUGCUGGAACAAGGUCUUAUGGAAACCACCUCGAAAGCCAUAGUUAACGCUGCGCACAUAGGUUGCUCGAUAUCGUUGUUUCGUGAUAUGCAUGUCCUUUUAGUAGCAAUGGCUACGAAGCUACUAGAUUCUCCAGGUAGUCAUCACAUGCAAGCUGUCACCGAACUACACGUCAUACUCAACCAUAGCGAAUUGAAAGAAAGAUUGCAAUGUGGAGCCAAUAAAAAUUGCGUUUAUGCCGUGAGAGAUGCUCAAGUGGCAUUGUUUGACGGCGAAUUAGAUGUUCUAACGGCAAAAGUUUCCAACCAUUCGGGUUUCCGACUGAAGAGUAAUGCGUCUUAUUUAGCUUCGGCUCCGUAUAUCUCAAACGCGUUGACUACGUCAAGCGAACACAGCGCUCAAGUCUCUCGAUCUUCGAGCUACAGCAGCUUGCAUGGAAUCUCAAGCACGACAAUACGUGAGCCUGGUAAAGGCGAGUCAAACGAGCGUUUUCGCCUUAUCCUGAAUCGUGCAGUCGAUUUCAUUACCACGGUUGACGAACCGCCGUCUGUUAGCGAAUUACAACUGACCAAGCGAUUGUUUUCCACACUCUUGCACGGUAUCUCGAAUCCACUGGGCAAAAAGAGUUACUGGGUGAACGCGUGGUCGGUAAAACCUGCACUGAGAAAAAACACGGCCAAAAUCAUGGUAUGGUUAAUGGGACCGCAUCAGAAUAACAACACUAGAGUUUACGCUGUGCGUUCACUGAUGGAAGAACCCAAAGCUCGAGAGAUUCUUUCGACUCUAUUGGAGGUCCAUCCACAGGUUGAGCAAAAGUUCAGCGUAUUUCUAUGGGAUUUGCUGCAAAAGCGUGACGAGAUGUCAAGUGCAGAUGCACGAACGUGUGCUGAGAUGCAGGAGGCGUUGAAGAUCUGGGAUCUUGCUAAAAGUAUCGACCAGGGCAAUCAAGAACUCUGGGGGGAGGAGCUGAGUCUAUUUCGUCGUGAGCUGUUACGCGAACGGGAGAUCUGGAUUGACAGUCAAAUGCCGUCGAUUCAACGGAUUUGCAAUCGAUUUGAGACUUUGGCGAAACAAUUAACCGAGAGUGCGAUGGCGAUUACGAGAACGGUUGUGGAGGAACAGAAUCGCGAGCGUAAGAUUCUCAUGGAAAGAUUGAAACAGGCUAGAACUAUGGAAGCUCAAGCUAUAGCUAAAUGGAGAGAUCUUGCAAGAAGAUUGAUGCAUGAGAAGGGCCCGUGGUACUUUGAAGAGAGUUAUCCAAGGAGCUGGGAACUCGAUCCGACGGAGGGUCCUGCUAGAGUCAGAACUAGGUUGCAAAGAUGUCAUUUGAACAUCGAUAAGAGGUUCUUCAUGCCGCAACAUACAAACAAAAUUGACGCAGCCAAAGUUGAAGCUCCACUCUCGUAUUUAUUCUCCAGCGGCAAGCAAGACGCGAACGCGACUGCACUGAUCGAACGGUUGCACACCAGCGAGAGAAUUCGCAAAAUGUCACAGGCAAGCGUGGUAACACCCCAAGCCGAAUUAUCCGGUGAAGCAUUGAUCGGAGAAAGCUGCUUUUACUUCGUACCGGACGAUCCGAAAACUUCUCUUCACACUGACAUAGCCUUAGGCGGUUUGGAUCUGGCGAUGGCCGGUGGCACAGCUUGGCGCCUAGAAGAUAUUCGCGAACUUCAUCGUCGGAGAUAUCAGCUUCAAGAGAGAGCCAUCGAAGUUUUCCUCAUAACCGGUAGAACUUACUUACUCGCCUUUAAUUCCUCCAAGGAACGAGACGAAUUCGUGCUAGAGCUAUCCAACUGUGAUUUACCGAGACGUAUUCCGGGUGACGACUUAGGCGAAGCUCUCGCUCUAUGGCGCAGUGCUACACUAACUAACUGGGAAUACAUAACGUGCUUGAAUAAAUUAGCUGGUCGCUCUUACAACGACUUGAUGCAGUACCCCGUGUUUCCGUUUGUUCUGGCAGACUAUACUAGUGACAAGAUUGAUUUGAAUGAUCCUAAAAUAUACAGAAAUUUUAAACGCCCCAUGGCUGUUCAAGACAAGAAGAACGAACAACAUUACAUUAACAAUUACAAUUAUUUGAAACAAGCAUUGUCAGAAGGUCUGAAUCUAGUCGCGCUAAAUCAAGAACCAUUUCACUACGGAUCGCAUUACAGCAAUUCAGGAACAGUUUUGCACUUUUUGGUUCGUCUUCCACCUUUUACUAGCAUGUUUCUUAACUACCAAGACGACAAUUUCGAUAUUCCUGAUAGAACAUUCCACGCUCUGGCGACAACGUGGCGACUAACAAGCUGCGAUUCCACAACUGAUGUGAAAGAACUUAUUCCAGAAUUUUUCUAUCUACCGGAAUUCUUGUUAAAUUUCGAAGAUUUUAAUUUCGGUGUCAGGCAAAACGGUAGUCGAGUCAGUGACGUCGAGCUACCAAACUGGUGUGGUGGAGAUGCUCGAUUAUUUAUAUUAGCUCACCGAGCCGCCCUAGAAUCUGAUAUAGUUCGAGAAGCAUUAUCAUUCUGGAUUGAUUUAGUCUUUGGAUUCAGGCAAACGGGUAAACCAGCAGUCGAGGCCAUUAAUGUUUUCCAUCCAGCGACGUAUUACGGAUUCAAUGUAGAUCAAAUUGCCGAUCCACUGGAAAGACAGGCGUGGGAAACAAUGGUGAAAACCUAUGGGCAAACACCUGCUCAGCUAUUCAGAGCUGCUCAUCCAUUACCAAUACAAAAUCUUGGAGCUACCAUUCCUACAAAUAUUCCACCGGUUAUCGAAGGCGUUGAAGGUAUAAGAUGGGGUAAUUACGUCGGUGCACCUGGCAACGAACCCACGGUUUGCUGGAAACACAAACAUAGAGUUUUACUAGCUUCUCUUAUUCCGUUAGUAACGGGUGAUGUUUUUGGUCUACCGAUUUGCACCACUUUGAUUCUUGCCUACUCGAAAGACAAAGGUGCUGGAAUGUUGAGUAAUACGUCCGUACUAGGCGCAGCAUUAGCGUCUUGGAACAGCACAGAUGGAAUUGCCCGACUGAAGACAAAAAAAGAGCUACCACCCAGGCCUCUCAUCAAAGCUUGCGGCUUAGAUCCUAUCGCAAUUAUGAAAUCUGCACCGGACUGCGGUCAGUUUUGGAUAGGAUACAUGUCUGGACGUAUUGUCGUUUACGAGUGUUCCGUUAAUAUUGCUGGCAAAAUAGAAUUCAACUCAACUUCACCAUCUGUUUUACUUGCCCAUAGAACUCGUAUUAGUGCCAUUGAUUUGUCACGGGCUUUUAGUAUUGCCGUCUCAGCUGACAACGAAGGCGGCUUAAUUAUUUGGGAUUUGAAUAGUUUGACUUACGUCAGAUCAAUUACUCGCGAGCAUUUGUAUCCAAUAAAUUUAGUAUCGAUAAGUGAAACUCUAGGAGAUAUUGCAGUAGUUUACCAGAUAUCAAGUUUGAAUAGUAAUAAUUCAUUGGAAAAUAGAUCUGAAUUACGAGUUUACACCAUCAAUGCAAGACUAGUUGGAUCUGUGAUAUCAAGAAGGAAAAUUACUGCUCUUUGUUAUAGUAAUGCUGUUGAAGGUGUUUCUGUUAAUGUUGUAGCAACUGGUCUAGACAAUGGAAUAAUUAGACUUUGGAGUAGCUGGGACUUGAGGUUAAUCCGCGAAAUGGCAACUGGUAAGGGCUGCGGAGCAAUUGUCGCGAUAACAUGGUCGCAUGACCAGCAUCACUUGUACGCUGCUACCGAGGACUAUACUAUCAUUAUUUGGGAAGGUGCCAAAAAAUUGAACAAUGGCACACCAAAAUUCGUUAAUCUCUCAACUCUUUAAAUUUAAACAUUG
Phymastichus coffea is the source of this 10062-nucleotide messenger RNA. It is a transcript of the gene mv, whose product is annotated as lysosomal-trafficking regulator. Gene Ontology annotation, molecular function: protein kinase binding. Gene Ontology annotation, biological process: intracellular protein localization. NCBI's taxonomy places the organism in Eukaryota, Metazoa, Arthropoda, Insecta, Hymenoptera, Eulophidae. The record is from RefSeq and is a predicted model, not a curated record. The transcript is spliced from 34 exons. The coding region runs from base 133 to 10050 and encodes 3305 amino acids. Gene Ontology annotation, cellular component: membrane; cytosol.